CAAGUUAACAAUUGUUAAAGACGAGGAGACGAAUAAAGCUCCUCGUUUUCUGCCUCUCCGAUUCCAUAGCCGAACCCUAAAAUUCACCGGCCUCUUGAUCCGCCUCGGCCAUUGAGAUCUGCUGAUCCACAGAGUAGAUCAUCGAUUCUCCGUACACUGACCUGUUUUCCGAUCUCUUUCGUGUUCUUCCCGAACUUCGUGAUGGUGGUGGGCGACAACAACUCCUCCCCCGACGAGGAACAAAUCCUUAACUCGGAUCCGAAGGUUGCUCCUAAUGCCUCUCAUGGGAGCUCGGGUUCGUCAUCUUCUGCUCUGGCCGGGGCCGAGAUCGAUAUUGAGUCAGUCGCCCGCAGGAUCCAGCAGGCGCUAACCGUCGGCAACAAGCAGCACCGCUUCUGGGAGACGCAACCGGUGGGGCAAUUCAAGGACGCCGGCGACAGCAGCAUCCCUGAUGGUCCUAUCGAGCAGCCGACUCCUGUUUCCGCCGUCAAGCAGGAGCCUUACAACCUCCCCGCGCUUUAUGAAUGGACCACCUGCGACAUGGACGACGACCACACCUGCACCGAGGUCUACACUCUCCUGAGCAACAACUACGUUGAGGAUGACGAGAACAUGUUCCGUUUCAAUUACUCAAAGGAGUUCCUCCACUGGGCACUCCGCCCGCCAGGUUACUUCAAGUCCUGGCACAUCGGCGUCCGGGUGAAGGCCUCCAAGAAGCUCGUUGCCUUCAUCACCGGCGUACCUGCCAGGAUCCGCGUGCGGGAUGAGGUUGUCCGGAUGGCUGAGGUCAACUUCCUGUGCGUCCACAAGAAGCUGCGGUCGAAGCGUCUUGCGCCUGUGAUGAUUAAAGAGGUCACUAGACGGGUGCAUCUGGAGAACAUCUGGCAGGCUGCCUAUACAGCUGGGGUAGUCCUGCCGACUCCUAUCACAACUUGCCGCUACUGGCAUCGCUCGCUUAAUCCCAAGAAGCUGAUUGAUGUCGGCUUCUCUCGACUCGGAGCUCGUAUGACCAUGAGCAGAACGAUCAGGCUUUACAAGCUUCCUGAGGCAACUAUGACCCCUGGAUUCAGGAAGAUGGAGCUUCGUGAUGUUCCAGCAGUCACCCGGCUGCUAAAAGGAUACUUGAGCCAAUUUGUUGUCGCACCUGAUUUCGAUGACAAUGAUGUGGAGCAUUGGCUUCUUCCUGUUGAGGAUGUGGUUGACAGUUAUGUGGUUGAGAGCCCAGAGACUCAUGAAGUUACAGAUUUCUGUAGCUUUUAUACCCUUCCUUCUUCGAUUCUAAAUAACCAAAAUUACUCAGUGUUGAAGGCUGCCUACUCUUACUACAAUGUGGCUACAAAAACCUCACUUCUCCAGCUGAUGAAUGAUGCACUGAUUGUGGCAAAGCAAAAGAAUUAUGAUGUGUUCAAUGCUCUUGAUGUCAUGCACAAUGAGACCUUUCUGAAGGAGCUUAAGUUUGGGCCUGGUGAUGGGCAACUUCAUUACUAUCUAUACAACUAUAGACUUAGAAAUGCUUUGACACCUUUGGAACUGGGGCUUGUUCUUCUGUAGUUCGCCAUACAAUGUUGGAACUCUGGCAGGUAAUUGUCAUUUCAUUUUUGCGCAUUUUUUACUUAGGUUCUCUUUGUUGCAUUGUCUGAUUAUUUUCUAGUUGUUGUAAGUUCUGAUCAGGUGAUCUUGCAUUGAGACUAUAGAAUGAAUCUGGUUAUUGUCGAUGUUUGCAUUGAGAAUCAGUAAUGUGAUCUGAACCUGAUAGUAUUUUUUUUCU
Zingiber officinale is the source of this 1768-nucleotide messenger RNA. Its product is annotated as glycylpeptide N-tetradecanoyltransferase 1-like. The coding region runs from base 202 to 1551 and encodes 449 amino acids. The record is from RefSeq and is a predicted model, not a curated record. NCBI's taxonomy places the organism in Eukaryota, Viridiplantae, Streptophyta, Magnoliopsida, Zingiberales, Zingiberaceae. Gene Ontology annotation, cellular component: cytoplasm. Gene Ontology annotation, molecular function: glycylpeptide N-tetradecanoyltransferase activity. The transcript has a single exon. Gene Ontology annotation, biological process: N-terminal peptidyl-glycine N-myristoylation.